Messenger RNA from Cynocephalus volans (Philippine flying lemur), 2885 nucleotides. RefSeq names its product serine and arginine rich splicing factor 10 (gene SRSF10). The transcript is spliced from 6 exons. The record is from RefSeq and is a predicted model, not a curated record. Gene Ontology annotation, molecular function: RNA binding. Gene Ontology annotation, biological process: mRNA splicing, via spliceosome. Gene Ontology annotation, cellular component: nuclear speck; cytoplasm. Lineage: Eukaryota; Metazoa; Chordata; Mammalia; Dermoptera; Cynocephalidae. Bases 476 to 1120 code for a protein of 214 amino acids.
AAUUUGGUCGUUACGGUCCUAUAGUUGAUGUGUAUGUUCCACUUGAUUUCUACACACGCCGUCCAAGAGGAUUUGCUUAUGUUCAAUAUCCUUUCUUCAGAUGGCUGAUUAGUGAGGGGUGUUGAAGUUUGAAAUUCAAGUUUAUAGAAUGUAAAGCUGUACAGUUAUGGCGACCCCAGAGAGAAAGCAUGAAAGAACCUUUAGAGUAGAGUUCAACACUUAAGGCAAGUAGACAAGCCAAAGACCUCUUAAGGAUCAGGCUUGAAGAGAAGGGAGAGUUUGGGAAAAGAAAAAAUAAAGAAAAGCUGGAAGAAGGACAAGCCUAAUGGGAGACAAAGCCUCGCUUUAUCUACAAAAGGGGGAAAAGGUUGUUUUUCAAAGUUAAAGAUAAAGCCAUCUGUCAUAUUUGGCCAAGCAUCUCAUGACAAGUCCUUCUGACAAGCACUUAAAGAGUUAAAGGUCAAGAUGAAGUUGAAUGAUGGCCAAGAUUAAAGGAGUCAUACCUGAUGAUGUUCGUGAUGCUGAAGAUGCUUUGCAUAAUUUGGACAGAAAAUGGAUUUGUGGACGUCAGAUUGAAAUACAGUUUGCACAGGGGGAUCGGAAGACGCCAAAUCAGAUGAAGGCCAAGGAAGGGAGGAACGUGUACAGUUCUUCACGCUAUGAUGAUUAUGACAGAUACAGACGUUCCCGAAGCCGAAGUUAUGAAAGAAGGAGAUCAAGAAGUCGGUCUUUUGAUUACAACUAUAGAAGAUCUUAUAGUCCUAGAAACAGUAGACCGACUGGAAGACCACGGCGUAGCAGAAGCCAUUCCGACAAUGAUAGAUUCAAACACCGAAAUCGAUCUUUUUCAAGAUCUAAAUCCAAUUCAAGAUCACGGUCCAAGUCCCAGCCCAAGAAAGAAAUGAAGGCUAAAUCACGUUCUAGGUCUGCAUCUCACACCAAAACUAGAGGCACCUCUAAAACAGAUUCCAAAACACAUUAUAAGUCUGGCUCAAGAUAUGAAAAGGAAUCAAGGAAAAAAGAACCACCUAGAUCCAAAUCUCAGUCAAGAUCACAGUCUAGGUCUAGGUCAAAAUCUAGAUCAAGGUCUUGGACUAGUCCUAAGUCCAGUGGCCACUGAUAUUAUAAACCAUGAUAAUUUUUAGGCAUGUAUCAUUCAUUUACUCAUAGUUUGGUUUACUUAAAUUAUCAGGAAUACAAUGUUGCAAUGAUGCUUAAAAAACACUUGUUAGUUUUCCCUGUACCAGGCAAUGGUUAUAAUUAAAAUGAUAUGCUGUUGAGAAGCCACUCUUAAGAGUCCAGUCUGUUUAAUGUUAUGGGCAGCUACCAAUUCGUGGUGUCUCUGUAUAUUUUUGUAAAGAUUCUCAUUUUUUAUGCUUGAAGUAUUUGGUGAAAAGAUGUUGGUUGACCAUAAUUUGCAACAUUGUCUUAUUAAAAAUAAACUUUAAUAUCCAUAUUUGGUAGAACUGUUAACCUAAAAAUGUAGCUUGCUAAUAAGAUAGAAUGAUACAAAAGUGAAGUUGUAGCUACAGUACAACACUGACUGCUCAGACACAUUUAGGUUCAGGGUGGACCUUUUUGUCUUGUUGAUGUGUAGGACAAUGAUAAUAGUUUAUGAUGCAGUGUGGAAUAGUCCUUUUGUCAACCCCACUGUCUUGGGGAAUGAUGCCAACUGGGUUAAGGAGCAUUUUCAGGGAGAUUGAGAGGAGUUUUUGACAGAAACAUGGAGCCUUCACUGCUUUUUUUUCUGGUUUCUAAGAAGAUUUGGAACAUACAUCAGAAAAACUCACCUUAAAAUUUGAGGUCAAUGCUGGCAGAAGUAACUUUAUGGGGGGAAAUAAUGUUCUUAUGUAGUGUUCUAAAAUUUAAGGAGCAUUGUUGCAUAAAAUUGCUUAGUAUUCUUACUGCUGUUAGAAGCAAGUAAAUUGUUUCAAAGUGGGUUUUGUGUGCGUAGUGUAAAAGACCUGAAUUUUGAUUCUUACAACACUUGACAUGUGCAUUUGUAUCAAAAUUUGCCUACCUCUUUAUGAGGGAGGCUUGCUCUUCACACCUCAAUUUAUUUAAUGUGAGGCAAGUUGAAAGACAACACUCCCAUUCUAGGUGAUUCUGUGGUGCCAUGAAAUUUAAAAUAAUUUGGGGAAAAGGAUUAGUCAGUUUUAAGCAAGAGUCACGUCUCUUGAGUUUUUGAUUAUCAGUGUAGUACCAAACUAAAAAUGAGGAAGGAAUAAUACCCUUAACCAUUUAUAAUUUCUAGUAUUUCUCUGAAAGAUCAUUUUGGGGCAAUAAAAGUGACUUGACAUGUCCAGUCUCAUUUCAGAAUAAAAAGCUAGCAUCUUUAAAAAUCUCAGAUUGCUUGCUUGCAAAUGUAAGUAAGAAAUAUUGUGGGGAAAUGAUUCCUUUUAGAGGAUUACUUUUUUCAAUUUUGGUUUUAGUAAUCUAGGCCUUGCCUGUAAAGAACAAAAAGAUGGUUUUAAAAUACUGUUUGUGGAAUGUGUUUAAAGGAUUGAUUCUAGAACCUUUGUAUAUUUGAUAGUAUUUCUAACUUUCAUUUCUUUACUGUUUGCAGUUAAUGUUCAUGUUCUGCUAUGCAAUCAUUUAUAUGCACGUUUCUUUAAUUUUUUUAGAUUUUCCUGGAUGUAUAGUUUAAAUAGCAAAAAGUCUAUUUAAAACUGUAGCAGUAGUUUGCAGUUCUAGCAAAGAGGAAAGUUGUGGGGUUAAACUUUGUAUUUUCUUUCUUAUAGAAGCUUCUAAAAAGGUAUUUUUAUAUGUUCUUUUUAACAAAUAUUGUGUACAACCUUUAAAACAUCGAUGUUUGGAUCAAAACAAGACCCAGCUUAUUUUCUGCUUGCUGUAAAUUAAGCAAACAUGCUAUAAUAAAAACAAAA